CAAACCGGUUGCACAUGACUCGGACUCUACACGCAUUCCUUUGCGAGACCGAAACCAAGCAAUGUGGCUAGCCACAGAUGCAUCCGACCUCCGAACACCGGCUGCAUUUCAGACAUUACCAACUGGACUACUAGCAGCAAGCGAACGGUUCGCGCGCGCACGCCGUCCACUACUGUAGCAGCCGUACGCUGUUGGCCGCUGACGUAAUCGUCGCGAGGAAGUCGGCGGCGCCUGAGUGGGGAAGGCGAAGAAUUCCAGGCUCAACCGGGCCCCCGGAACCCUCUCCGCCCACCCUCUCACCGGUUCCUUCCCAGUGUGGGUCAAGUCAUGGAGGCGGAAAACCGGUUUAGUGCGUUGACUGGCGGCAAGUGGAAGCCUUGGGAACUGCCGCCCUUCUGCAGAGCUCGGCGCAUAGGCUGUUCCGAGCCGCGUCGCAGUUUCCGCGUUCACCUUACACUUGGUGGAAGGAAGAGGACCAACAGGUGAGAAGGGCGGAAAAGCAACAGUAUACUUCGCCCGUUCGGCGCGUCAACCCGCGUUGAGGACGUCGCCGCCAAGAAGGUGUCUCCCACGCCGCAUUCAUCGAUCGUGGCUGCUGUGCGAGUCUCGGCUGCUCGCCGUACACUUUCGCGGCUGAUUGCAUUGAAGGUCAUGUUUUCAAGAAUGGCAGCGUCUUGAGCCUGGCCGGAAGAUCAGUGCGUUAUGCUGGUCCUGCUCAUCGGUGCUUGUGCUGGUCAGUGAAUGCGUGUGAUUAUUUGCACCGCUCCUGGAUAUUGCCUGGUUGUCACCCCUCAGUGAAAUACUCGAUGGCAUAAAGAAGUGCCGAUUGAUAUGAGGUGAUGGUUCGAAUGAAAGGACGUAGCAGUAGGAGAGUUUUGUAACGACAGCAUGACUGAAGAAACGACAUUUGUCCCACAUCUGAUAUGGAGGUGGUUGACCAUAAUUUUGUUUAUAGUAUUUUCAGGCAAGUGCCAAGGUCAGGCAAAUGCCCCUCCAGAAUUUCUAGUCGGUGGAAACAUGGAAAAGUUUUCGUUGCGGGAGGACACUCCAGUCGGUGCAUCUGUCUAUACACUGAGGGCCAUAGAUCCAGAACACACUAAAGUUUCCUACUAUAUCAGUGGAGGAACCUUUAGCGUAAAUAAAGAUACAGGAGUUGUGCGGCUUACAAGGCCACUGGACAGAGAAGAGGAAAGCACUUUUGAUAUCAUUGUAAGCGUCACUGAUGAAAAGAUACAAGGCCAGAAGGCCAACACGGUUUCACUACAAAGGGAGAUAAACAUUCUUGACUACAAUGACAACCCUCCAGUGUUUGAAAAUGGACCUUAUACAUUUCAUGUUGAUGAGGAUACUCAAGUUGGAACAACAAUUUACCGAAAUGUUAUUGUAACGGAUGCUGACUUGGGAAUCAAUGCUGAUGUUGAGGUUUCAUGCCAGGAACACCUGACACCAGUGACAUGUAAUCUAUUUGGUUUGCACCAAGUUCGCCUUGGCAUGGGACGAUUUCUUCAAGAAAUCAUUUUGAAGAAAUCCCUUGAUUAUGAAGAGCAGACGACCUAUGUUAUGAGUCUACUUGCAAAUGACCUUGCAAUGGAAAAUCGAAUGAAUUCAACAGCUGACGUUAUUAUCAAAGUGAAUGAUGUCCAGGACCAGCCACCACUGUUUGUGGCAGAUUCAUACUCUGUAACUGUAGCUGAAAAUAGCCCUGAGGGCACCUCAGUUCUCUUGGCCUCGGCCCAUGAUGCAGAUGCUGGAUUUAGAAGGCUUUUGUAUUUCAAGUUGGUUAAUGAUACCAAGGGAUACUUCAGGUUAGGGAAAGUGGACGUUGAUGACAAUGGCAUUCACCAUGUUGUGGUGGAGACUUCUAAUGUGACAAUCGACCGGGAAGAUGCCGACAUUGAAAAAAGUGGUGGACUCUACAGCUUUCAGUUGCAGGCAGUUGAAAUGGUUGAUGGUGUUCCAAAGGGUGAAAUGGCCAUGUCGGAUGUCAACAUUGUCAUCACAGAUACUGAUGAUCAUUUGCCUGAGUUCAACAGCCACAACUUCAGUGUCAUCAUAUCUGAGGACACACCAGAAAGCUCUGCCAUCCCAGGCCUUGACAUGGUUGUCAAUGAUAAUGACGUUGGUGAAAAUGCAAGAUUUGGCCUGACCCUGCGAAAUGUCAGCAACUCCGAUGGAGUCUUCUCUGUGUACCCACCAUCAGCAGUCGGUCGCACUCCUGUGCUCAUCAAAGUUGCUGAUGCUAGCCGGCUUGAUUAUGAAGAUGAAAAUGCCCGCAUGUUUGUGUUUGAGGUUGUUGCAUCACAGCAUGGAUUUGAAGUUGCAAGUGCCACUGUUACUGUAGCUCUAUCUGAUGCCAAUGAUAAUGGGCCCAUGUUUGAGAAUGAGCAAUACCUGAUACAGGUACCUGAGAGUGCAAGAAAUGGCAUGACCAUUUUCUCUCUUGAGGCGUAUGAUGCUGACAGUGGACCGUUUGGGAAACUUUCAUACUCUAUGAAAGGCUACGGAUCAGAAAAGUUCAUGGUAGAAAAAGAUAGCGGACGUAUCAAGAUUGCCUCCUGCAAAAAUGGCUGCCUUGAUUAUGAGAGUGUUCCAAACUACUCCUUCACAUAUGAGGCACAAGAUGGAGGUGGCAAGGUGUCCUCUGUGAACCUCUUUAUACAAGUUGUGGACGUAAAUGACAAUGCACCCAAGUUCACCAAGGACAGCUAUCUUGUAGACUUGGUGGAGGAUGCUACUGAGUUCGCCUCGCCUGUCUUUGUUAAGGCCACAGAUGCUGAUGGACCUGAUCAAGGCAAUGGUCGUGUGCAGUAUAUGAUCAAAGCCACUAACCUCACUCACCCAGAAGUGAUUUCUAUUCAUGCUGAGACUGGUGAGCUCUCACUCUUGGGAAGCCUGAACAUCACUGCAGCUCCAUACGGUGCCACACGAUUUGAAGUUAUCAUUCAAGCCACUGACUUUGGUGAACCACGACGUGCAUCAGAAAUUCCACUCAUUAUUCGACUGAAGAGGAAAAAUGAAGGUGCCCCUUACUUUUUGAAUGCUCCUUACAAAGCUAGUGUCAACGAAAAUGCUAAACCAGGAACUUCUGUUAUCCAGUUAGUGGCCACUGACCCUGAUGGCCCAGAUGGCAACAUCAGCUACUACAUUGAUUCUGGUGCCAGGGACAACUUUGUUCUAAACAAACUGACUGGAAUCCUCAGUACAUCAACGAAUGCAAACUUGGACAGGGAGUUGAAUGGAGACUCAUACCACAUUGUGGUGUAUGCUGUUGAUGGAGGUGUGGUACCACAGAAAGCCUUUACAACAGUGACGCUCUCUGUGCAAGACGUGAACAACAAGCCACCUGUUUUUGCAAAGGACAGUUAUGUGCAUUGGGUUACUGAAAGUCUACCAGUUGGACGUGAGGUCUUGAAUGUGACUGCUGUUGAUCCCGAUGUUGGGGCUAAGGUGCGUUAUGACAUUGAAGAACCUAUCAUAGCAAGGGACAAGACUGGUUCCUUAGUCACUUCAACCAUCACAUAUAACUAUAAGAAUGCUUUUCGCAUAAAUGGAGUGACUGGCCAAAUUACAGUAAACAGCCCUUUGGAUUACAAUGCAGCUUCAGUAAUUACAUUUAAUGUGGCUGCUGUUGAUCAAAAUGGUGCCAUUCAGCCCCAGAAAACUGCAGUGGAGGUCACUGUAUACAUUCAAGCACACAGUGAGAGCAAUCCAAUUUUUGCCCCUCCAUGGACUCCUGCGAACCCAAAAAUUGAGAUCACUGUUCCUGAAGAAUCUACAGUUGGCUCCACUAUAUUCACAGUCACAGCCCGUGAUCCCCUCACCCAUGCUGCUGUUGCCAAUUUUGCAAAGAUCCCGGAGUCUGACCAAGGAAGCUUCUUUUCAGUCAGCCCAAUAUCUGGUGCAGUGACGCUCAACCAGAGGCUCGAUUAUGAGGAGUUGCCUGAAAAGGUGUUGGCAUUUGAUGUGAAAGCCAUCAUUGGUCUCGACAAAAACAACCAAAAGUCAUCGAUUGCUACAGUGAUAAUUAACGUUCAGGACAUUAAUGACAACAGUCCAGUUUUCUCACAAAAUUCAUAUGUAACAAUGGUAUCAGAAGCCACACGCUACCCUCAUACUAUCCUGCUUAUCACGGCAACUGACAAGGACACACAACAAGGGUAUGGAGUUGUCCAAUAUUUCAUCUCUGGAGAAGGAUCAGAUGUGUUCAGCAUCAAUGAGACAACAGGUGCCCUUGGAAUCCAGGAAGGUGCAGUUCUUGACAGGGAGAAGCAGCCACUGUACAACCUGCAGGUGACUGCUGUUGACAACCCAGGGGCACCCUCAAACCAGCGCAGAACAUCAGUUCUGGUGGUGAUUAAGAUCCAAGAUGAAAACGACAAUGCACCAGAGUUUAGUCAGUCUGGCUACACAGCUGUUGUGCCAGAAAAUGUUCCAACAGGCUUCAGUAUUCUGACUGUGAGAGCAAGUGACAAAGACGCUGGUUCCAAUGCGGAAGUCAGUUAUUCCUUUGUGGAUGAGCCUGAAGUGGGAGCCAUCACACUUUUUGCAAUCAAUGACAAGACAGGUGUCAUUACAGUGAUACAGCCACUCUCUGGGAGGGGACGGUCGGAGCCAUACUUCUUGACAGUGCGAGCUACAGACGCUGGCUCCCCCUCACUUUACACAGAUGUCAAAAUACUCAUCAUUAUAGGAGAUGUGUCCUCCAAUGAUGGCAUACCACGGUUUAUUCGACCACGGAUGGGUGAAGUUGCUUAUGUGCAUGAGAAUGUUACCAUUGGAGCUUCAGUGUUCCAAGUUCAGGCUGUAGACCCAGACAGCGCAUUGUCUUCAAAUGGCCAGGUGGCAUACAAGUUUCUUGACAAACACAGUGCUGUUGGUGAAGACUUAGAAUUUGAAAUAGACCCUGCAUCUGGCCUCGUGAGCACCACUGCUGUCUUGGAUCGAGAGAAGCGUGACAAUUACACGCUAGUGGUUGUGGCUUAUGACAUGGGAGUUCCUCCACAAGAGGCACACCAGAUCCUUAGAGUUGUGGUGCUUGACGUUGAUGACAAUGAGCCUGAGUUUGAAAGGUCACGUGAUGCUGAACCUGUUGUGAUGAAAAUAAAGGAGGAAGUUCCCAUUGGUACUAUUAUUGGAAAAGUGAAAGCCUUUGAUGCAGACAUUGGAACAAAUGCCUUUAUUGACUACUACAUCGUAGGUGGUAACAUGGACAACGUCUUUACCAUUCAGCGCACAGGCAACAAUGAGGGCGAGAUAUUGAAUAAGAAGAGAGUUGAUCGUGAGCAAAAAGACCGGUACCUCCUUACAGUGCAGGUUAGCAUGCCAUCAAAGCGACUUGAAGAAGUCGACGCCACUUACAAUCCCGAUGACAAGACCCAGCUCAUGGUUGAUGUGAGGGUCGAAGACAUUGAUGAUAACUCACCUUCAUUUGAAAAGCCUUCCUAUGUGCUUGGUAUAAGAAUCAAUUCUGAGAUUAACAGUGAGCUAAUCACACUGAAAGCAAAGGACCCAGACAGCUCAUCAAACAUGAUCAUGUACUCUAUUCGAAAUGUUACAUACUACAGACCAUCAUCAAAGGAAUCAAUGCCUGUGAUGGGUCAGUUUGAGCUUGAUGCUCACAAAGGCACCCUUAGAAACAUUCGAAGCUUGGGGAAAUACAGAGAUGGAUAUUUUGAUAUAACCAUUGAGUGCCAAAGUGCCCCUGGACCCCAGAAUACUGCUGUCACACAUGUGCGGGUUCACAUACUUCAUGAUUCUGAUCUGAUGAAGUUUAUCUUCUAUAAGCAGCCACAAGAAAUUCGCAAAGUCAUUCCACAGUUUGAAAAGGAUUUAAACCACGCUCUUGCCAGUGCUGUGACUGCCAACAUAUACGACACUCAAUAUUCAACGCGAGAGGAUGGAAGCCUGGACUUUGAAAGUGCUAGCUCUUGCUUCCAGUUGCUUGAAAAUGGGCUAGUGGUGAGCCCCGACAUUGUAGCCAAAAUGUUGGACAUGUCAGCAUCGCAGAAGGUUCAGGCACUCUACCACAACUACAGCAUUGUGGGAAUUGAGAAGUGUACACCAGGAAGAAACCCCUACCAGAUGAAGUGGACCGAAAUAUGUGUGCUGAUUGUAGCCUGUCUCAUUGCUGUGAUGGGCUUCAUCUUAACUGUGAUACUCUGCUUUGUUCGUGCCAACUACAAGACUAACCUCAAGAGAAAACUCAAACAGCGUGGUCCUAGACGACUUUGUGAGCAGACUCCAGCAGUGUCCAUGAUUUCUCUCCCAAGCCAUCAGCGUAUCUAUGAGUGGCAGGAAUCUAACCGAGCUCCUGCACUAGAUGCUAUGUCAUUCAGAAGCUACCCAACAAUGAGGUGAAAAUGUUCCCUCUCAGUGUGUGCUUUACCAAUGUUUUGAUUGCAUCUGAUAUGCUGCAUCUCAAAAAUGAUAGUUCAGAACUUGCUAAUGUAUUUGUUGCAAAGUGACCACGUAUGCUUUCGCUAAAGCGUGAUCUUGGGCCGCAUUGAAAACUAAGGCUGCACAUAGUUUCAAAAUAUGAUUUGUUGAGCAUAAUUUGGCUUUUUUUUUGCCUUCUCAAUGCCACAAAUUUAACAGUAGUGAAUGUUCUUGCACAUGUAUGCUUACAGAAAACUUUAUUAGAAAUUGUGCGCUGUGGUUGUUUGGUUUUUGUGCACCAGGAGCAGGUGAUGAUGCCAUGAUGAUCUUUAUUGGUUUAAUGCCAUUUUCUACUGUCAAACCUUUCUGUCUAUUGCAUGCAUCGCUGGCUCAGAUGUUCGGCAGUGUGCAUGUCAUCGCUUAAUGCCAAUACCUAAUACCUUUCCUCCAAGAGUGCAGUUAUAAGUAGCUUUACCUGGGCAUUUCACUUAGCUGUAACACAUAUUGUGCAUUGUCCGACCUGUAAUAAUUUAAUUCAACUAAGAAUCUUGUGGUUGUGCUUUUCUGUGUAAACAAGUUAAAGAUAAAUGUAGCAAAAAUACAGUCAGUGUCAUCAUGCUGAGCUUUUUUUUAUUGGAACUCAUAUAAAAACCCAGUACAUAAAAUGCAUUUAACUCUCACCAAAGGGAAAUUAUCAAGUGUUAUGGGGUAAAUUAAUUUUAUUGAACUUGGGCUAUAUUGGUGGAAAAAGAAAGGGCACCACAGUAGAGUGUUGUCUGCCCUGAGACAUUAUUCAUGGUAUUUUAAUUUAUCCCUUGGAAGGCAUACUUGGUGCCUACUUUAUAUGCAAACUACUUUGUUGUUAUUGGGACCAGUUUAGCACAAGUGAGAUUCGCUUGCAGCGCAUUAGUAGCAGUAUGAUGUCCUUUUGCUACAUUGAGAUGUUGUGAUACCACUGAUUGCAAUGUCUUAUAUUUACACCAUGUUCGCACUGACUAUAGAAAAAGCAAAGAAAGAGCACAGGAUCAAACACCAUUAUUUUGCUUCAGCAGGGUCGAUAUGUUCAGAGUGACACAUCAAUUGCAUCAUCACCAGUAGAGACGUGUAUAAAUGUGCUUCUGCUUAAAUUCCUACCUGAUGUAUAUUAAUCAAGUUAUACACAGAGAUGGCACAGUGUUAGCAGGUUUUGUAAAGUGUCAGGUAUUAGGGAGUGCUUGCCUUAUUAACCAAUACGAAAAAAUAUGCUGUGGCAAAACUUACCCAAAAUUGUAAAAAAAAAAUCUGUGCAAUGAGUAAUGCUCUGGCUGUUCCUAGAAGGGUGAACAGCCAAUUUUCAAGCAAAUGUUUUAUUUUAUUAGCAAUCAUAGCCUGCUGGCGUCUCUCAGCACACAGGCAGUAUGCCUAGUGUGCUGUAUAUGUUUGUUGAGCCCCAACUGUAGGAAAGUGACAUAUGCUCUCAUUUAUCUUGGUGAAUCGCAUUAUAAGACUUGAUAUUGUUCAAAAUUUAGUGCCAGAUACCACCAUGAAAUUUUAACUCACACGAGUGAGAAGUUUUGGCUAGAUGAACAUUUAUAUUUGUAUCCAUUAAUGAUGCGAUGAACACAGUGUCACAGUCGUGAGACAUGAAUGAUCUGUUUUGUGAACUGCACAGAGGCACUUUUGCCAGGCAAUCAUUGCUCGUUUUGUGGUGUAUGUGUGUGCACCUGUUGAGUUUUUCUUCUUGCGAAAUUCACUUGUGAUCAGCGCAAACCUAUCAUGCACACAAAUAUUGAUGCUGCAGAUUUCUGAGAAUGUGAUUUGAUAUGUAUCAGAACAUCUGUAAACAAUGCCAUAGAAUGGACUUUGAAAGAUGGUGUCAUAUUCUCAUUUAACACUUAGGCCAGCUUUUUCUCUUAUGCCUGAUGUUUUUAUACAAAAUAUAAAAGUAGCCAAAAGGCUUCAUGUUGAGCCUUACCACGUAGGUCAUGUCAACUUUACUGCUGUCAACUAUGUUGAGGGCUUGAGAAGUGUCAAAAGUUUCCCAAGUCAAUGGACUUCAAACUAAUGGUGUGAUUUAGCCAUUGCAUGUCAUUGGAGGCUACAGUGUUGCUGAGUGUUGUAUGUUUUACGCCAUAGUUUUGUUUGUGUUUCGGUAUGUUUGUGAAUUAUUUAUAUGGAAAUGUAGCUGUAAGAGGACCUGUCAUAAGGAGACUUUACUUGCUGUCCAUUGUGCAGGCCUGAUGGCUCUAAUGACCUUUGGUAACAUAGAGUCGUAAUACGAUUUUGAAAAUGACAGAAGCGUGUCGUCGGAUGUUCAUGAAAAAAAAAAAGAGUAAGAAAUACAAGCUAUCAAAGACAUUUGUGCUUUCAUACGAGUAUGACAACCUGUGAUCUGUUUUUUCUUCCUUUGCUUCUUUUUUCUUCUUCUUCUUCUUCUGUCCCACAUAGACAGGCCCACUUGCAUGACUGACCCCCCCCACCUCAUAUGCAAUGAACAGUAUUCAUGUUCCUAUUUUAACUGCUACCACUACUCAUGUUGACACCUUAGAAUUACAACUGAGCCCACAUACCGUAUAAAAAAUACUGCUGGCAAGGUAUAGACAACUGCCUUUUUAUUCUAGCUAGCCACCAUUAGCGGCAGUACUUUCACGCUAAUUAUUAACAGGUCUUAGGCCUUGCGGCACUGGGUUUGAUAGCUUUUUGACAGCUAAGCAUUCAUAUUGGAAGGAACCGCUUUCAGAAACUUCUUGUAGAUCUAACAUUACAGAACUAUUCUCUCUUUAUCGGAUUCAGUAUUAGGGGUCAAAUAUUGGAAUGUACUUAAAUGGCAUAUCACAGCUAAAUAUCUAACAUUUACUGUUUGGCCUAAUUUCAUACGAUGGAAGUUUGUCAGAUAUUUAUGAAGUUGUUUGCUUCAACGUUUGCUUCAACGUUUGCUUCAACGUCUUGUUUUACAUAAGCUGCUGCUUCUGUGAAAGCUAAGACUUCAAGGGUUUUGUACGCAAGUUCUGUAUUGUAUGUUUCUAUUUGUUGUGAAACUUCUUGGUAAUACAUCUCGAUUUCUUCAGAACCUUCUGCAUGAGUUCUGGCAUCAAAUUCUUUCUCCCCCCCUCCCCCCCUUUUUUUCUUUAAAUUUGGUCAUGUUGAAUGUGUCUAUUAAACCACUUUCCAUGCCACUAAACUUGGGUGCUGCAAAAAACUUUGCAAAUAAUUAGUUUAAGUUUAAAAUGCAAAAACUAGCUAAAAUCAGUAUUGUAGCUGACUAGUUUCAGUUGCGUAAAAUAGUAUGUCAAGCAGGUGGCCACCCAUUGCUUCAGUCAGGGCGGGGGGUGCCUGCGCAUUUGAUGGCAUAUUUUAUGGCGAAGCUGUUAAGGGGACCUAUGCUGUGGACGCUGUGGUCGACAUCAAAUGUAAACGCAACACAAUCUGUGUCGGAGCCCCAGAAUUGGUUUAAUACAUAAUGAUCAACAAUUAUAAAUUUAAAGUUACCUUAUGUAUAUCUCAUUAAAAUACACAAGAACUUACAUGCAUGGUUUUUUUCAUCACAGUAUUGCACUAGUUUCUGUGGAAAUUUGGUUUCUUUAUUUGCUAUUGCUGAGGAUCUCAUGAGCAGUAUUCUCUGCCAAAAAAUAAACUUAAUGUUAUCUUCCCUUUUCUUAACACUUAGCCAUAGAGCAAGAGUCAAGAUAAGAAACUACAUUUUGUGGCAUUACCAAGUAAUGUCUUAAAUACUCUGAGCAUGAGAACCUGUCUCACGUCAACAUCAUCUGGUAUAGAUGGUGCUGGCACAUCAUGAUCUUGUCUCUUGUGUUGCAUGCUACCAGUUACUAUGAUUUGUGCUUAAUGUUUUCUUGUACCUUUACUUUAUGUGACAUCAUUUGGUCACCCACUUGUGCUGGCACCAUUGGGGACAGUUUCUCCUCCUGCCUAUUCUUGCUCCACAUAAUGGACUAAUAUGAGUUACACAGAUUGUUCAAUAGAUUCAUGCGUCUCCAGUAUAAGUUUACACAGGUGUCAGUUUCAUGAACAUUUUUAUUGGAACUUGUGCAGUUUCAUCUUACGAGUAUGUAAUUAUGUAGCGCAAUGUUCUAAUAUGUACAGGACCCUGAUGUUGGUUGGGGCUUUUCUCAAAACAUAAAAUUUAAGUCAAACUUUGAGUGUCUCCUGUCAUAAUUGAGCCUCAGAACUGUACAUGAAUGAGAACAGUUGUUACUACCAAGCAUGAGCAACUGCCCUCUGUUGUAAACGCUUAGAAAUAUUUCCUGGUUGUGGUAGCUCCAUAUGUUGUGUCUCAUAUUUUAAUUUACAGCUUCGGUAUUCAAAUAUUAUGCAGCAUGCUGUUUCUAUGCUUCAUAUUCUGCUUGCUUCAUGAACUGGUUUGCAUGUGUGCUUGUGGUCCCGGAGGUACUGUGUGGAAAUAUAUGCAUUUGCACAAAGCCAUUGGCACUGUAUUUAAUGCUAAGGGCUACAAGCACAUUUAGAAUACUAUGCCAGCCUCUCUGAUUGUUAUAAAAUGAAGUUAGCUUUUUUUUGUGUGUGUGUGAACUUGGAAGUAAAACAGUGCAGACAGUUUGGACAUGCAUAUUUGUUUGCAUUGCAACUGAAUCUUGAGGAGAAAAUGAAAAUAUGGCAGGCCGAAACUCUGUGAAUGUCAGUUAUAGCUGAGAGCAUUCAGCCUUGAGUUGUUGCGAAUACAAGCAUGUAGCUUUGCAGACCUCGGAAGGUGGCUUUGCUGUUGUCAUUCACAUGUACAAAACUUGCCUUGAAGCAAGAAGUGAAGGGCCAACAUUAUUGGAAUAAAAUACGUUCCUGGCAAUUUACAGUGUAAUGGUGUCUACGGACCAGUUUUUCCUCAAGUAGUAAUUAUCAGUCUAGAAUUCUUCAGGGUAGCCCCUUUGCUUUCUCUGUUCUCAUAGUUGCUUAGUUCCGAAACCAGAAGAGAAAAAGUUUUCUUGUGUGUGCAUGUGGGCACAAAUGCAUGUUUGCUAGAAUUCUUUGGUUUUUUACAUAGUCACAGGCAUAGUGCUGUGGUUGGCUGUUGUUUCUGCCUCCUCUUCUUCAAAGGACCAUUCUGUCUUUGUGACUUAUUGCUUUUAUUCAUGCACAUUGUAAAUAUGUAAAAAGGGAUCUGUGCUUGUAUGUAUGACUUGUUUAUUAAUUACUUGCCAUCAGACAGUGUGUGCCUCCAACAGCAGUGCACAGCAGUGCCACACUGUAGAUGUCUUCACGUUACCUAAAAUGUGUGAUUCAGUAUUUAUUUUCUAAUAAUGCACAUCUCUUAUGCAGCUAUGUGUAAUGAGCAAUGUAUCUCAAUCAUAGCAAUGUGAUGCAAACAAGUGCCUUAACUGUAAUCAAAACAUACUCGACACUGAGCUCUUUGAGCUGCUUCACUAUGUGUAUGCUUUACAGACAUUGGUAGUGUAUGUAUUGUUAUGUGUACUAGUUUCAACUCCCAGUAUUUUUUUUCUGGUGUCUGCAUUCCUGGCAUCAUACCACUAUGUAUUAAUGUGACUGUAUAGUUAGCCAGGGUGAAUUCAGGAAUUAAAUGCUACAUUUUUCAUUUAUUAUGGCUGCAUUAGUUUGUUAGUACUACGUGUUAUCAAUGCUUGAGCUUUUGUAUGUGCCACAAAUACAUUUCAAUACUCUUUUUCGUUCUUGAAAUCGUAAAGACAACAUUUUUUUGUGUUGCAGUGAUGUAAUUUGUUGUGUUGUGCACACUUCUCACGGAACUCUGAAUAAAACACAGCACUGAUUACUGCUUGUUA
Molecule: messenger RNA, 12119 nt
Organism: Dermacentor albipictus
Lineage: Eukaryota; Metazoa; Arthropoda; Arachnida; Ixodida; Ixodidae
Gene: Cad74A
Product: cadherin 74A
Biological process (GO): homophilic cell-cell adhesion
Cellular component (GO): catenin complex; plasma membrane
Molecular function (GO): calcium ion binding; cadherin binding
Source: RefSeq, a predicted model, not a curated record